Molecule: messenger RNA, 1407 nt
Organism: Erigeron canadensis
Lineage: Eukaryota; Viridiplantae; Streptophyta; Magnoliopsida; Asterales; Asteraceae
Product: cytochrome P450 736A117-like
Exons: 3
Coding region: 1-1407 (468 amino acids)
Molecular function (GO): heme binding; monooxygenase activity; iron ion binding
Source: RefSeq, a predicted model, not a curated record
AUGGCGAAUCCGUUGAUUUACAUUGUUUUAUUCUUUUCCUUAUUAUUGCCCUUUUUGAGUAAAUUGUAUUCCAUUAUAAGUAGCCCAACCACCAGCAACAAAAAUCGACCACCCUCCCCACCAAAGUUGCCAAUUAUUGGAAACCUUCACCAGAUCGGGCCACUUGUGCACCAUUCAUUAUUUUCGUUAUCACAACGUUAUGGUAGGGAUCUGAUGCUAGUCUACAUGGGUUCAAUCCCAACAUUGGUGGUCUCAUCACCCGACUCAGCCCGUGAGAUCAUGCAAACCCAUGAUCUCACAUUUGCUAGCAGAGCACCUUUAUAUGUUUACAAGACUCUUUUUUACGAUUCAAAGGAAAUAGCAACCGCCCCUUAUGGUGUAUAUUGGAGACAAGCCAAGAAAAUACUUGUCCACCAUUUUUUGAGUAACAAGAAGCUAAAAAGAUUUAGUGGGCUUAUCGACCGAGAAACUGCCAUUACUAUGCGUAACGUUGUUGAAAAUGCAACAGCGUGUAACAAGCAGGGUGUGAUCAGUUUGGGGGAAAUGUUAUCACAACACGUGAGCAGUGUCUUAUAUAAGACAACGUUUGGCAAACUCCAUGAUGAUGAGGAAAUGGGGAAGAAAUUUAAGAUGGUUUCAAAGGAUUUAUCGAAGGUCUUUGCUACUUUAUAUAUAGUAGGUUUUAUUCCUCAACUUGGAUGGAUUGAUGUAAUCCGAGGUGCACCUAGUAAAGCUAAAGGUCUUGCUAAAAAUAUUGACAAGCUACUUGAAAUAGCGAUUGAAGAGAAGGUCGUAAAAGUGAAAGAUGAUGAUCAUCAUCAUGAGGUUGUUAGUGAAGGCGAGGAACCUCUGAUUGACACAUUGCUUAGACUUCAUAAAGACGGUAGUAUUGGAUGUUUGUUGGAAAGAGAUGCCGUCAAGGCCCUUCUCAUGGACUCUUAUCUUGGUGGGUUAGAAUCAACAUCAGCAUUGUUAGAAUGGGCAAUGGCAGAGCUCCUCAGACACCCUAGUGCACUUAAGAAAGUGCAAGCAGAGAUAAGGAUGGUUGUUAAUUAUGGAAGUAGUAGGCAACACAUAAUAACGGAUGAGGAUAUAAAGCAAAUGAAGGAUCAUAAAGUGUGGGUCGACAGACCUAACGAGUUUGUGCCUGAGAGGUUUCUUGCAUCAUCUAUGGAUUUUGUCAAACAACAUGAUUUCAAGCUUCUUCCAUUCGGUGCGGGACGCAGGAUGUGCCCUGGGGAAGGUUUGGCCUUGACUAUAGCUGAAAACCUGUUGGCAAAUCUGUUGUGUAAAUUUGAUUGGGCCUUACCAGAAGGUGACAUGGACAUGAAUGAAAGAACUGGGCUUGCAACUCAUAAAAAAACCAAACUUCUAGCUUUUGCAAAACCUCACCUCGAUAAUUCAUAA